This is a messenger RNA of Esox lucius (northern pike), 1673 nucleotides long. Its product is annotated as urotensin-2 receptor. The record is from RefSeq and is a predicted model, not a curated record. Gene Ontology annotation, biological process: regulation of blood pressure; blood vessel diameter maintenance; neuropeptide signaling pathway. The transcript is spliced from 2 exons. Gene Ontology annotation, molecular function: urotensin II receptor activity. Gene Ontology annotation, cellular component: membrane. The coding region runs from base 114 to 1001 and encodes 295 amino acids. Lineage: Eukaryota; Metazoa; Chordata; Actinopteri; Esociformes; Esocidae.
CACAAAGUUAGGAACGAAUAAGCAUCCACUCGUCAUCACCUGUCUAAUAACGAACUGAGGAGAUAAAUAUAUUUGUUAAAAUACAAAUACGGGAGUAACUACAGUCUUGGUUUAUGUGGAUUUUGAAAUGGAAAAUGAAACGGACGUUUUCCCAUAUUAAAUGGAUUAUGAUCAUAUUAGCAAAUCCCGGUACUGGACUGCAUAAGGUGCUGAGUUUGGCUCUGGCUGACCUGCUCUACCUCCUCACUGCUCCCUUCAUCGUGUAUGACAGCCUGGCUGAUGACUGGGCGUUUGGAGAAUUGGGCUGUCGCCUCCUGUUCAGCCUGGACCUGAUCACCCUGCACGCCUCCAUCUACACCCUCACCGCCAUGAGUCUGGACCGCUACCGGGCCGUGGCUAACCCCCUGGCCACCUCCUCGUCCCCCUCCUCAGGGCUGCUCCGUGUGGGCCUGGCCUGGGGUCUGGCAGUGGCCCUCAGCCUGCCCAUGAUGAUCACCCUCCACCUGGAGGACGGAGACGAGGGACAGCUGUGUGUCCCGGCCUGGGACGAGCAGAGCUCCAGGGCCUAUAUGAGUGUGCUGUUCUGCACCAGUAUGAUAGGACCCGGGCUGGCUAUCGGGGCGCUCUACGCUACUCUGGGUCGUCUCUACUGGGUGUCCCAGACCAGGCCCUGGGCCAGUGGUAGCGGGGGGAGCACGGCCUACCCUCCACGGGCUCCGAGGCCCAAGGUUCUUCUUCUUAUCCUGGGGAUCGUCCUCGCCUUCUGGGCCUGCUUCCUGCCCUUCUGGGUGUGGCAGCUUUUGCCGCUCUACCGGCCGGACGUGCUGCGGAUUGUACCGGUGGGGACGCAGGUGACCGUGAACCGGAUCCUAACGGGGCUGACGUACGGAAACUCGUGCGUGAACCCGUUCUUCUACACACUGCUGACAGGGGGUAAACGGCGGAGGAACAGACAGAUGACAUCAGCGAAUCAGCUCUGUCGCAAAAGCAGUCCACAGUAGUGUUAAGGAUCACACUAUAGACUGCAUGGGGCGGGGGUGCUUAAACAAUAUCAGAGCUGAACGCCUUUGUCUCUUUUUGAAAUAGCAGAAGACAUUUCACCAAGAUAUUGUUACACUGCAAAGACUAUACCAAAGAAGCACUUUUUAUGAAUGUUUUUGAUCAAACCAUAUUUCCUAUUUGGAAAUUAAAAAGCAGUUGGUCUAAUUGUGAUAUAGGAUGAACAAAAAGACAGUUUCUGUUGUGUCAAAGCUUCAAAACUGUCGAACAGAAGUAGCAAAUGGAUUUUAUGAAUUUCCUUAACUACGUAUGACAUCCGGGCCAACAGGGAAGCAGAAAAGCAGUUGUCUUACAGUUUAGGCUUUAGUAAAAUGACAACACGCUUCUACCAGUCUGGAAUGCCAUCAAAUAAAAUAUUUUGCUUUUGAAACACAAAUAGUCACUGGUCACAAGAUUAGAUUUUUCUUUAAAACAUUGUUUAUUGACGAAGAACAUUAUGUUUUCGGGGUCAUGCCCCUCUGAACUUGAUAUGCUUUUUAAAACUAUAGACCUUGUUUUAUUAUUAAAACCUGCAUGCUGGGGUGUGUAAUGAACUGUGCAGUGCUUUGCAUGGUCACAAUGACAAAGCUGUUUUUAUAUCAAGGUUGAUGUGUAUUAAUACAACCUGAAUUAAA